Molecule: messenger RNA, 3417 nt
Organism: Alligator mississippiensis (American alligator)
Lineage: Eukaryota; Metazoa; Chordata; Crocodylia; Alligatoridae
Product: cytochrome P450 4V2
Exons: 11
Coding region: 12-1604 (530 amino acids)
Molecular function (GO): monooxygenase activity; iron ion binding; heme binding
Source: RefSeq, a predicted model, not a curated record
UGGCGGCGGCCAUGGGCUCGGGGCUGGCGGUGGCGGAGGCGGCAGGGGGCGCGCGGCUGCUGUACUGGGCGGCGGCGGCGGCGGGCGCCCUGCUCGUGGCGCUGGGGGCAGCCUCUGUCCUGCGCCCGCUGGCCGCGGCCCUGGGCAGGUGGCGGCAGCUGCGGGCGGUGCCGGGGAUCAGCCCCUGCUACCCGCUGCUGGGCAACGCGCUGCUCUUCGAGCCCAAGGGGGAAGAAUUCUUUAAACAAGUAAUCCAAUAUACCGAAGACUACAGGAAUCAACCGCUGUUAAAACUUUGGGUGGGACCACUACCUUUUGUUGUUUGCUAUCACCCUGAUACUGUGGAGGUUAUUCUGAGCAAUUCAAAGAAUAUAGAAAAAUCCUAUCCCUACAAAUUUCUACAUCCAUGGCUUGGCACAGGUCUUCUAACAAGUACUGGAGAUAAGUGGAGGACCAGGAGAAAAAUGAUAACUCCCACCUUCCACUUCACAAUCUUGACUGAUUUUCUAGAAGUCAUGAAUGAACAAGCCAAUGUUUUGGCAGAUACAUUUGAAAAACAUGUUGACCAAGAACCAUUUGAUUGUUUUCUGGACAUCACUCUGUGUGCCUUGGACAUAAUAUGUGAAACUGCAAUGGGCAGGAACAUUGGUGCACAGAGCGAUAAAGAUUCAGAAUAUGUUCGUGCUGUUUACAAAAUGAGUGAUAUAAUUCAUCAGAGACAGAAAUAUUUUUGGCUUUGGCCUGAUCUCUUGUACUCUAUGUUCCAAGAAGGACGGGAACAUAAUAGAAGUCUUAAGAUCCUUCACAGUUUUACGGACAAGGUUAUUGCAGAAAAAGCCAGAGAAACAAAGAACUGUGAAGGAAGUACAGGCAACUUUGAUGACAGCUGCAAACCAAGAGGGUUGAAAAAGAGAAGAGCUUUCCUUGACAUGCUUCUGAAUGCAACUGAUGAUGAAGGGAACAAACUGAGCUACCUGGAUAUUCGAGAGGAAGUGGACACUUUCAUGUUUGAGGGGCAUGAUACAACGGCUGCUGGCAUGAGUUGGGCAUUACACUUACUUGGAUGCCAUCCUGAAGUCCAGAAGAAAGUGCACAGAGAAUUGGAUGAUGUGUUUGGUGAUUCUGACCAUCCUGUCACAAUGGAGGACUUGAAGAACCUACGGUAUCUUGAGUGUGUUGUUAAGGAAGCCCUUCGUCUCUUCCCUUCAGUGCCUUUCUUUGCCCGGACAUUGAGUCAAGAUUGCUAUAUUAGAAAAUUUAAGAUACCAAAAGGAAUAGAUAUCAUUAUUGUUCCUUAUGCGCUGCAUAGAGAACCAGAUAUUUUUCCGGAGCCUGAAAAAUUCAGACCCGAGCGAUUCUUCCCUGAGAAUUCUAAUGGAAGGCAUCCCUACGCAUACGUGCCUUUCUCUGCUGGCCCCAGAAAUUGCAUUGGCCAGCGCUUUGCACAGAUGGAAGAGAAAACUGUUUUAGCCACCCUCCUGCGCCGCUUUUGGGUAGAAACAAGUCAAAAACGAGAAGAACUUGGCUUGGUGGGAGAACUGAUUCUUCGCCCAAAUAACGGCAUCUGGAUUCAGCUGAAGACAAGAACAGCUCACUUGCCAUGAGAAAAAAAUUCAGGAUUUUAGGCGCAAAAUAUGCUAACAGCAUCCUUUUUUCCUGUUUUUCUUAGAGCUUAGACAAAUUAGCAUAAUUUGAUGACUAUUUUAAGUGGGCUUUACAACAGCAAGCAAUAUUAUACAGCAGUGCUACAGUAUUUUACUAUAUAGCUGCACUAACAGAAAUAUUAGCAGAGUGUUGAUUACAUACUUACAACCAUGAGCUUGCAAACUCCUGGGCAGCUUAGUCAUGAUCUUGCUUCCACCUGGUUUGUUGAUAUAAACAUUUUUUCUUAGUUUCUUUUAUCUCUUUAGAAUUACAAAUACAGCAUCAUGUUCUAGGAUGUCUGCAUUCCAGACACCGGUGACUGACAAGCUGGUUCUGAUUAUUCUUUAUCCAGGAGCUCUGGGGUUAUGUAUCUAAGACACAGCUGCCAUUAAAGUGUGGUGGGAGAAAACUUUUUAAAGUUCGUUAUCCAGCUGUAAUAGGGACUAGACAACGCGGGUAAAGAACUGAUAUUUAUUUGUUUGAGUAAAGUUUAUUAAGCUAGUAAAGAGGCAAAAUGGCCCCCCCUCAAGGGUGAGGCGAUCUUUUAUAUUUUUUAUAAUAAGGUAAGACUACAGGGUUAAUAAAAGCAAUACUUGGGCGGUGUUUUAUAAAUCUGUAUAACAGCAUAUUUUUAUUAAGCUGAACUAGCACUUUUUAAAUGCUAAAAGUUAAGUAACAGUAACAUUAUGAUACGUUAGUAAGGACUUGUAGUAGUAGAUAUUUUUUAAGGAUACGAUCACUAUAUUUAGAACAAUGGCUUUUUUGUUUUAUCUUGUUUUUUGUUGUAGCUGAUUUUAUAGCACACAGACACAGAUCUACUUGUAUUUUAUUUAGAAAAUGCUUAAUACAGUUAAAAUGAUUAUUUGACGUAAGCAAAGGCUUAGUUAUUAUUUUGUCUUGUGGUUAGCGGCAUUGUUAGGCUACAGGUCAUGCCUUGUAUUCAGUUGUAAAGUUAAUACUUUUUAAUAAUCUAAAUUAUUGUUAACCUAACAGUAUGUUAUUAGAAAACUAUUUUAUUUUAGGGUAAUAACAAACAUGCUCACUAUAAUCUCCACUUUGUUUUAAUUUUUUAGAGGAAAUUUUGGAAUACACUUUUAGGUAUUUAAUUUUUUGUGGGGUUAGGUUUUGAUGAUUGAUGUUGGAUAUUUGUAUAAACUUGUCAUGACCCAAAGGGUAUGAUUGUGUGUGUGCUUUGGCACUGCAGAAUUAUUUCCCGCCACGAGGAGCUUUCUUUGCACGGUGCAAUUCUCAGUUGCAUAGAGAAAACCCCAGUGCAAAGGAGUUACCGCCACCCGUAUGUAAAUUUGUGUCCCACUAUUGGCUGUUUCUAAAUUAUUCCCACGUGGUGGCUAGCAAUUGGCUUGCUAGCCAUAUAAGAGGCUUGAGCAGUUUCCGCCCAAGUUGGAGGACUCUACAACCAUCUCGUGGAGGAGGAGAAGGAGGACUUCACAUCUCGUGAAGAACUCUAAGCGCGCUGUGGAGCUUAACGAACCCAGCGUGUGCCUUAAGAAGGAUAUAGGGGCCUGAUCAACCUCUAGCCUCUCCCCGUUGCCGCCUGAUCCCUUGACGUACCCUUCCCUGCGCGCUUUCGUGGAGAGUCACCUUUUGGACUCUCAUCGUGGUAUCCAGAGCUCUGUCCGGGUUUAAGAGGCUCGAGUUUUUUACGGGUCUUUUUCGUGCGAGUUUUCUUUUCGUUUGUAACUGCAACUCAAGCAAGUUUUCCUGCCUGCACGGUGACCAUCUACGGUGUAAGUAAAAUAAUCUUUAAUCAAC